UGACGUCACGUCAUAGUUUUCAUCAGGAAGCGGAACCAUAAAAGUUGUUUCCUCCUCGCCUUUGUUGUGUUAAACCCUCCGUUUUCUCGUUUGAGCUCGACUAAUAAGGAAACUCCAUUAUGAACCUGGAACGGAUUCCAAAUGAGGAAAAGCUAAGCCUGUGUAGAAGAUACUAUUUAGGUGGUUUCGCCUUCCUACCCUUUCUCUGGCUUGUAAACGUGUUGUGGUUUUUCAAAGAAGCCUUUUUAAAACCUGCAUACACAGAGCAACCACAAAUCAAGUCUUAUGUAAAGAAGUCAGCUCUGGGGCUCAUACUGUGGGUGGCCGUUUUGACGACGUGGAUCACCAUAUUCCAGCAUUUCAGGGCACGGUGGGGUGAGGUGGGAGAUUACCUCUCCUUCACCAUUCCCCUUGGCUCAGCCUGAUCACUUCUGCUUCUUUGCAGUACCUCUUUUUUUUUUUUUUUUUUAAUU
Labeo rohita (rohu) is the source of this 473-nucleotide messenger RNA. RefSeq names its product presenilin enhancer, gamma-secretase subunit (gene psenen). The coding region runs from base 120 to 425 and encodes 101 amino acids. Gene Ontology annotation, biological process: Notch receptor processing. Gene Ontology annotation, cellular component: gamma-secretase complex. Lineage: Eukaryota; Metazoa; Chordata; Actinopteri; Cypriniformes; Cyprinidae. The transcript has 4 exons. The record is from RefSeq and is a predicted model, not a curated record.